GACACAGCGACUGGCGACGGCUCGCCCGCGCUUUUCAGGCUUCUGUAUUCGAAAGAUUCUGUUUUCAGAAGAGGUUCCUCAGUUAGUUUUACGCAGCGGCGGCGAUCCUUACCUGAAUGUGGAAAUGCCUGUUAAAAGAUCCCUGAAACUGGAUGAUCCGUUGGAAGCAAAUUCAUUUGGUCCUUCAAAAAUCACAAGGAAGAAAAGUAUUAUGGAUUAUUCUCCAACAACUGGAACUUGUCGAAUGAGCCCAUUUGCUUCUCCCACAAGGUCUAAAGAACAAGAGCACAAAAAUGGACUAUCAAAUGGAAAAAGGAAAAAAUCGAAUCAUCUCAGUUUAACCAAAAGAAAGAAAUCUACAACAAAAGACGAUGAAUUAAUGGUAUUGCUAUCUAAAGCUGAGAAAUCAUCAGAAGAAAUCAUGGAAAUAAUGCAAAGUUUAACUAGCAUACAGGCUUUGGAGGGCAACAGAAAGCUUGAAAAUCUCAUUGGUAUCUCCUGUGGAUCAUGUUUCUUAAAAAGAGAGAUGCAGAAAACAAAAGAACUAAUGACAAAAGUAACAGAACAAAAACUGUUUGAAAAGAAGAGCUCAGAACUUUCUAACAAAGAGUUACGUCAUCUUGACAGCUAUGAAUUCCUUAAAGCCAUUUUAAAUUGAGGCAUUUAGAAGAAAUGCACUCACUAUGAACACCAACUUCUGCAUCUGCCUGAUCAUAUUUAAAGGAACAGAAGAAAUGUUUGUAAUUAAUCUGCCCAGUAAAUACCAGAUCAUAGUACUAGGCAGGUGCAUGUCUAGAUAAAAUUUCUUGCAGCUAAUUUAAACUUUCUACACACACCAGAAGAUAAUCUCAAUGUAAAUAAUACACUUCUUGACCCUUUAAUGAAUAAACUAACAUGUAGACAAGGAUUUGGGCUUAUAUUCUUUAUCAUGUAUGCUUCUGUAUACUUUUAGCAUUU
This is a messenger RNA of Pteronotus mesoamericanus, 957 nucleotides long. It is a transcript of the gene ITGB3BP, whose product is annotated as integrin subunit beta 3 binding protein. The record is from RefSeq and is a predicted model, not a curated record. Gene Ontology annotation, cellular component: nucleoplasm. The coding region runs from base 125 to 658 and encodes 177 amino acids. The transcript has 9 exons. NCBI's taxonomy places the organism in Eukaryota, Metazoa, Chordata, Mammalia, Chiroptera, Mormoopidae. Gene Ontology annotation, biological process: regulation of DNA-templated transcription; CENP-A containing chromatin assembly.